Molecule: messenger RNA, 1736 nt
Organism: Cottoperca gobio
Lineage: Eukaryota; Metazoa; Chordata; Actinopteri; Perciformes; Bovichtidae
Product: sialoadhesin-like
Exons: 6
Coding region: 140-778 (212 amino acids)
Biological process (GO): cell surface receptor signaling pathway; immune response
Cellular component (GO): external side of plasma membrane
Molecular function (GO): transmembrane signaling receptor activity
Source: RefSeq, a predicted model, not a curated record
ACUGUGCUGCUGCUGCUCACACACCUUCACUUCACUUGUUGUCAGAGAGCUGGUUGUUCCUCACAGACAGCAGCACUUUGAAUACGAAAGCGUAGCUGUGAGCUGUGAGGGGCUGGAGGGCCGGAGCGCCUGGAGAGUGAUGAAGAGGAUUGACGGUUUUGUUAGACCAUGUGCUGCCACCUGGUCCUCGUCAACAGGACCCUGUGAAGUGAAAGAACUCAUCGCAGCAGCGGACAGCGGACUGUACUGGUGUGAACUGGGAGGACAGACAAGCAGCACUGUCAACAUCACUGUCACUGGAGGAGCUGUGAUCCUGCAGAGUCCUGUCUUCCCUGUGAUGGAGGGAGACGCUGUGACUCUGAGCUGCAGGGAGAAGAAGACGUCCAACCUCACAGCUGACUUCUAUAAAGAUGGCUCCUUCAUGGAGAAGAGCUCCACAGGAAACCUGACCCUGCAAAGUGUGUCCAGGUCUGAUGAAGGACUCUACAGCUGCAGCAUCUCUGGAGUUGCAGCGUCACCACAGAGCCGGCUGACUGUCAGAGCAGCUCAGUCUCCCCCCCUCAGCCCCCCCCCUCAGCUGUCUCUGCUGCUCGGCAUCGGUGUCAGUGUGUUCUGUGUGGCUCUGGUGCUGUUGGUGGGAUUACUGCGAUGUAGGAGACGUCAAACAGACCCCCCGACCCAUCCGCCCCCCUCCCAGUCUCUGUCUUCUCUGCACACAGGUGAUGAUGAGAACUUGUCCAUGAUGGUUUACCAAACCGUAAACCUGAGGACGGCGUGACAAACAGUCCACCAUGAAAAGGUUACUGAGACCAGAGAGUGCUGAAGAAGGGAGGAGGGACUGUUUUAAGAUCUGUAGUGUGUGCAGGUCAGACGACAAAACAGAGCUUUUAAAUGAAUGAAGGAGCCUUUAAUGAACGUUUACAAUGUUUUUAAACUAUUUUGAUCUGUUACAUUUUUAAUCGCGUCCAAGUUUUAUAUUUUUCUCUAAAUAUAACCGUUUUAAAAUAUAUAUAUUGAAAGCAUAAUAUUUUGUAAAACCAGAUUUGGGCUCAAUUUCACCAAACAUUUAAUAAGAUGUUCUGCAGGUUUGUUUUAAUUAAACUCACAUUAUCCAUAUAUGUGUCUUUUAGUUUGGAGCCUAAAUGAGCCAAUAAUGCUGAUGUUGUUGUAUCAAUUCAUAAUUAAUAACACUGUGAAACUGGACAAACUGUUACUUUUUAAGCUUCUAAAUGAUCAUUAAGUAUAUGAAGCCACUAUUUCCAUGACCUGUAUGAAUAAUACAGAGGUUACUGACAUGUAUUACAGCACAUGGGAUUAUAAAAUCGCCUUUUACAUCAACAUAACAUCACAGAAGAUAUUGCUUUGUUUUAGUGUUUUAUGAAUGACAUCACGUUGACUGGUCAGAGCACUCUGCUGCCCCCUACAGGAUCCCCUCUGCUAGUGGCAACUUACAGAUGGGCUUUAAUAAUUAUGAGAUGUUUAUGUGCAGGGAUGAUGUUAAGAUCUAACUCAACAAACUCUGACAGUGUGCUGCUGUGCUCAUGUUCAGAUGGUCUGUUUGCAUGCUGGGGUUCCUUUGGUCUUUAUUCACUCAUGUCGGGACGUUAGUGUCUUUAAAAUCAUAACUUUCAAAUGUCAGUUUAUUGGCUGCAGUUUCAUAUAUUUUUACAUACACACACACUUUCUGCUUGUAUUUUUGUCCAUAACAUGGAAAAAUAAAUACAAUUAAACAAUUA